This is a messenger RNA of Conger conger (European conger), 4810 nucleotides long. RefSeq names its product cadherin-23-like. Gene Ontology annotation, cellular component: plasma membrane. Gene Ontology annotation, biological process: homophilic cell-cell adhesion. The record is from RefSeq and is a predicted model, not a curated record. Gene Ontology annotation, molecular function: calcium ion binding. Lineage: Eukaryota; Metazoa; Chordata; Actinopteri; Anguilliformes; Congridae.
UCGGUGUUCAGUGUUUAAAAUGGGAUCCAGAGGAGACUCUGUCUGCGUCUCGAUGUUCUGUUUGGUUUUCUUUAUCCUCGCGCUGCCGCCCAGCCUGGCAGAUGUGAGCUAUUCUAUUCCGGAGGAGAUGAGACGCGGAUCUGUCAUUGGGAGUAUAGCGAAGGACCUCGGGCUCGAUGUUAAAGGACUCUCAGCGCGCAACGCCCGGAUCGAUACAGAAGAUGAUGACAGCCAUUUUGUUGAUAUUCAGCGGAACACUGGAGAUCUGAUUGUUGCCGGGAGGAUUGACAGGGAAGAGUUUUGUGGAACGAGAGUCUCCUGUUCUUUAAAAUACGAGCUCGUGCUGGAGAACCCUCUGGAAUUACACCGCGUUUUACUCCAAAUUCAGGAUAUAAACGACAAUUCACCUCAGUUUCCGAAUGAGAUUAUUAAUCUGGAAAUAAGAGAAUCCGCAGUUAAAGGCGCGCGCUUCCCCUUGGAUCAGGCCCACGACGCGGAUAUCGGACAGAACGCGGUUCAGAGCUACACGCUACAAAGGAAUGAACAUUUUGUUUUGGCUGUUCAUACGAACACAGACGGAGGGAAAUACGGUGAGUUAGUGCUAGAAAAAGAGCUGGAUCGCGAGGAGCAGACGGAGGUGACGUUAUUACUUACUGCCGCUGACGGAGGGAGUCCACAGAGAUCUGCUACUGUAGUUAUACACGUCACUGUGCUGGAUGCUAACGAUAAUAUCCCCGUGUUUAGCCAGGCUGUGUAUGAAGUCAGUCUUCCUGAAAACUCCCCUUUAGGUGCUGUAGUGCUCACAGUCAGCGCCACUGACGCAGACGAGGGCGCUAACGGUCAAGUGACGUAUGAGUUUAGCCGCAUGUCCGUGAAAGGAGCGAAGUUAUUUAGCAUUGACAGGGUGACCGGGGAAAUUCAUGUGAUUGGAUCAAUAGAUUAUGAAAAAGAGUCACAUUAUGAAAUGCAAAUACAAGCAAAAGAUGGAUCCGGCUUAGUAUCUAGUGCAAAGGUAAUUAUCGAAAUCACUGACGUGAAUGACAACACGCCUGUGAUAUUUUUGAAAUCUCUGAACAAUCCCAUCCCUGAGAGCGCGUUACCUGGCACAGAGGUGGGCAUCGUUAAUGUUCAGGAUAAAGACUCCGGGGCAAAUAGACAGGUCCGCUGCUCCAUUCAGCAGAAUGUUCCUUUCAAGUUAACCCCCUCCAUCAAAAACUACUACUCACUGGUAACUACAGGACAACUGGACCGGGAACUAGUCACGGAGUAUAACAUCACAAUCACUGCUACUGACGAGGGCUCUCCGCCCUUAUCUUCCUCAAAGACUGUGCAGUUAUCUGUGUCAGACGUUAACGACAACCCGCCUGUGUUUGAUCAACAGUCGUACAGCGCCUCUGUGGCUGAAAAUAACAAACCUGGCUACUCUGUUCUUUCUGUGCGGGCGAGAGACCCGGACUGGAGACAGAACGGCACGGUAUUCUAUUCUCUGCUGUCCGGUGAGAUCAGCGGUGUCCCGAUAUCCUCGUUUUUAUCGGUUAACGGAGACACGGGGGUUAUCCAUGCGGUCAGAUCAUUUGAUUAUGAGCAGUUGAGAAGCUUCAAAGUCCACGUUGUUGCCAGGGACAACGGUUCUCCUCCACUCAGCAGUAACGUGACUGUGCGUGUGCUGGUGACUGAUGAGAAUGAUAACUCUCCACAGAUACUAUACCCUGCUCCUACAGGGAACUCCUUCAUGACUGAGAUGGUCCCCAAAGCUGCUCACGCGGGCUCCCUGGUCUCCAAGGUGAUAGCUGUGGACGCGGACUCUGGACAGAACGCGUGGCUGUCCUAUCAGAUCGUGAAACCCACUGAUCCGGGACUUUUCACUAUCGGGGUCCACAGCGGAGAGAUCCGGGUACAGCGGGACAUUUCUGAAUCUGACGCCAUGAGGCAGAACCUUGUUGUCUCGGUGAAAGAUAACGGACAGCCCUCUCUCUCGGCAACCUGCGCAGUGUAUUUAGUGAUCUCAGAUAACUUGGCUGAAGUCCCCCAGCUGAAAGACAUGUCUCGUGAGGAGAACAAUUCCAAACUGACUUCAUAUUUGAUCAUCGCGCUGGUGUCCGUCUCCACCUUCUUCCUGACGUUUAUUAUUCUGACGGUGGCCGUGAGGUUUUGCCGCAGAAGAAAACCCAGACUGUUGUUUGACGGCGCAGUCGCCAUUCCCAGCGCAUAUUUCCCUCCCAACUACGCAGAGGUGGAGGGAGCAGGAACUCUGCGCAGCUCUUACAAUUAUGACGCGUACCUAACAACGGGCUCGCGCACCAGCGACUUCAAGUUCGUCAGAUCUUACAAUGACGUCACGCUGGCCGCCGAUCAGACCCUGAAGAGGAGCCCGGAUGAAGCCGUGUUUAAAAUGGGAUCCAGAGGAAACUGUGUCUGCGUCUCGAUGUUCUGUUUGGUUUUCUUUAUCCUCGCGCUGCCGCCCAGCCUGGCAGAUGUGAGCUAUUCUAUUCCGGAGGAGAUGAGACGCGGAUCUGUCAUUGGGAAUAUAGCGAAGGACCUCGGGCUCGAUGUUAAAGGACUCUCAGCGCGCAACGCCCGGAUCGAUACAGAAGAUGAUGACAGCCAUUUUGUUGAUAUUCAGCGGAACACUGGAGAUCUGAUUGUUGCCGGGAGGAUUGACAGGGAAGAGUUUUGUGGAACGAGAGUCUCCUGUUCUUUAAAAUACGAGCUCGUGUUGGAGAACCCUCUGGAAUUACACCGCGUUUUACUCCAAAUUCAGGAUAUAAACGACAAUUCACCUCAAUUUCGGAAUGAGGUUAUUAAUCUGGAAAUAAGAGAAUCCGCAGUUAAAGGCGCGCGCUUCCUCUUAGAUCAGGCGCACGAUGCGGAUAUCGGACAGAACGCGGUUCAGAGCUACACGCUACAAAGGAAUGAACAUUUUAUUUUGGCUGUUCAUACGAACACAGACGGGAAAUACGGUGAGUUAGUGCUAGAAAAAGAGCUGGAUCGCGAGGAGCAGACGGAGGUGACGUUAUUACUUACUGCCGCUGACGGAGGGAGUCCACAGAGAUCUGCUACUGUAGUUAUUCACGUCACUGUGCUGGAUGCUAACGAUAAUAUCCCCGUGUUUAGCCAGGCUGUGUAUGAAGUCAGUCUUCCUGAAAACUCCCCUUUAGGUGCUGUAGUGCUCACAGUCAGCGCCACUGACGCAGACGAGGGCGCUAACGGUCAAGUGACGUAUGAGUUCAAUCGUAUAUCUGCAAAAGCAGAGAAAUUGUUUAGUAUUGAGAGGGAGACAGGGGAAAUUAAAGUGAUCGGAUCAAUAGAUUUUGAAGAGGAAUCAUAUUAUGAAAUCCAAAUACAAGCAAAAGAUGGCUCUGGUUUGGCUUCGAAUGCAAAAGUAAUUAUCAAACUCACUGACAUGAAUGACAACCCCCCUGUAAUAUUUCUGAAAUCUCUGAACAAUCCCAUCCCUGAGAGCGCGUUACCAGGUGCAGAGGUGGGCAUCGUUAAUGUUCAGGAUAAAGACUCCGGGGCAAAUAGACAGGUCCGCUGCUCCAUUCAGCAGAAUGUUCCUUUCAAGUUAACCCCCUCCAUCAAAAACUACUACUCACUGGUAACUACAGGACAACUGGACCGGGAACUAGUCACGGAGUAUAACAUCACAAUCACUGCUACUGACGAGGGCUCUCCGUCCUUAUCUUCCUCAAAGACUGUGCAGUUAUCUGUGUCAGACGUUAACGACAACCCGCCUGUGUUUGAUCAACAGUCGUACAGCGCCUCUGUGGCUGAAAAUAACAAACCUGGCUCCUCUGUUCUUUCUGUGCGGGCGAGAGACCCGGACUGGAGACAGAACGGCACGGUAUUCUAUUCUCUGCUGUCCGGUGAGAUCAGCGGUGUCCCGAUAUCCUCGUUUUUAUCGGUUAACGGAGACACGGGGGCGAUCCAUGCGGUCAGAUCAUUUGAUUAUGAGCAGUUGAGAAGCUUCAAAGCCCACGUUGUUGCCAGGGACAAUGGAUCUCCUCCACUCAGCAGUAACGUGACUGUGCGUGUGCUGGUGACUGAUGAGAAUGAUAACUCUCCACAGAUACUAUACCCUGCUCCUCCAGGGAACUCCUUCAUGACUGAGAUGGUCCCCAAAGCUGCUCACGCGGGCUCCCUGGUCUCCAAGGUGAUAGCUGUGGACGCGGACUCUGGACAGAACGCGUGGCUGUCCUAUCAGAUCGUGAAAUCCACUGAUCCGGGACUUUUCACUAUCGGGGUCCACAGCGGAGAGAUCCGGGUGCAGGGGGACAUUUCUGAAUCUGACGCCAUGAGGCAGAACCUUGUUGUCUUGGUGAAAGAUAACGGACAGCCCUCUCUCUCUGCAACCUGCGCAGUGUAUUUAGUGAUCUCAGACAACUUGGCUGAAGUCCCCCAGCUGAAAGAUAUGUCUCGUGAGGAGAACAAUUCCAAACUGACUUCAUAUUUCAUCAUCGCGCUGGUGUCCGUCUCCACCUUCUUCCUGACGUUUAUUAUUCUGACGGUGGCCGUGAGGUUUUGCCGCAGAAGAAAACCCAGACUGUUGUUUGACGGCGCAGUCGCCAUUCCCAGCGCAUAUUUCCCUCCCAACUACGCAGAGGUGGAGGGAGCAGGAACUCUGCGCAGCUCUUACAAUUAUGACGCGUACCUGACAACGGGCUCGCGCACCAGCGACUUCAAUUUCGUCAGAUCUUACAAUGACGUCACGCUGGCCGCCGAUCAGACCCUGAAGAGGAGCCCGGAUGAAGCCGGUGAGCUGGAAGGCGGAAGUGAGGGCGAAUCAAUAGCUUCUGUUCCGAUCCUGUGA